Messenger RNA from Antrostomus carolinensis (chuck-will's-widow), 542 nucleotides. Its product is annotated as core histone macro-H2A.2. Gene Ontology annotation, cellular component: nucleosome. The record is from RefSeq and is a predicted model, not a curated record. Gene Ontology annotation, molecular function: protein heterodimerization activity; structural constituent of chromatin; DNA binding. The annotation marks the transcript as partial. NCBI's taxonomy places the organism in Eukaryota, Metazoa, Chordata, Aves, Caprimulgiformes, Caprimulgidae. The transcript has 3 exons.
GCAGCUUUUGGAUUGGAGCAAGGGAAUAAGGAUCACCAGCAAAUUGAAAAGCACAAAGCUGCAAGAUGUCGGGCCGAAGUGGGAAGAAGAAAAUGUCCAAACUGUCACGCUCAAGCAGGGCAGGUGUUAUUUUCCCUGUGGGGAGGAUGAUGCGCUACUUAAAGAAAGGAACGUACAAGUACCGGAUAGGUGUUGGAGCACCAGUGUACAUGGCAGCCGUCAUAGAGUACCUAGCAGCUGAAAUUCUAGAAUUAGCAGGAAAUGCAGCACGAGACAACAAGAAAGGAAGAAUUGCCCCCAGACACAUCCUUCUGGCAGUUGCAAAUGAUGAAGAACUGAAUCAGUUGCUGAAAGGUGUGACUAUUGCAAGCGGAGGUGUCCUGCCCAGAAUUCAGCCAGAGCUUCUAGCCAAGAAACGGGGUGCCAAAGGCAAAUCUGAGACCAUCCUUUCACCUGCUCCUGAGAAGAAGGGAAGGAAAUCCAUGGUGAACAAAAAGAGUGGGAAGAAGGCAAAGUCUGCCAAGGCUCGGACACCCAAAAAG